Parnassius mnemosyne (clouded apollo) is the source of this 774-nucleotide messenger RNA. NCBI's taxonomy places the organism in Eukaryota, Metazoa, Arthropoda, Insecta, Lepidoptera, Papilionidae. The record is from the annotation of a GenBank genome assembly.
AUGAAAAGUGUAAUAUUAGUCAGUUUUUUAUUGCUAACAUAUGGUAAAGUUUCAAUUUGCUUGCGAGUUGUGGGCAUAUCAGUUCCGAGUCUCAAACAGCGAGGCGAAUCCGUCACGAUGACUUGCGACUAUGAUUUAGAAGGUGGAAAACUUUACUCUGUCAAGUGGUAUAGAGAUAACGAGGAGUUCUACAGAUACAUGCCACGCUUAAGGCCUCAACAGCAUGCUCAUAAACUUGAUGGCGUCAAAGUUGAUUUAGAAAAGUCGAGCGCACGUCGCGUGCACCUGAGGGACUUGACUUUAAAGUCCCGUGGCCUCUACCGUUGCGAGGUGUCUGAAGAGGCACCGUCAUUCCACUCCGCACAAUCAGAAGCCUUCAUGGAAGUAUACUAUUUUUCACGGGAGAAUCCAAUUAUCAGCGGCCAUGAGCAAACCUAUGCCCUAGAAGAACCACUUGAUGUCAAUUGUUCUUCAGCGAAAGCAUUUCCAGCACCAGAACUUCAGUGGUACAUCAAUGGGAAGAAGGUAAUAGAACGAGACCUCUUGAUAGCAUAUGGUACAAGGCCAGUGUCUCAAGGUUUAUUGAUAUCUACUCUUGGGAUAAGAGCUCCUGCCAAACCAAAAAUGAAAAUCACAUGUGUUUCGUCACUUGGAAAUCACAAAAGGGAACGAAGUGCAGUCAUAGAAACAAGCUCUUCGGGCGAACAUGCAGCGAAGUAUUCCUUCAUCAUUUUAACGAGCAUCGUCAACAUCGCGAUGCAGAAGAUCUCGUGA